UGAAUUAAGAAAGCAAACAGAUGUAUGAAUGUGUGACUGAGUUAGUGGAUGGCGUGAUGGGUGCAGGGAUGCAACAGGAUGGGAUGAGAGCAUGAUGGAAAUGAAUCGGAUAGGUUUGGAUAAGCGAUAGGGUCCAAGAAGGGAAUGAAAAUGAAUGAUUUGAAGUGGAAGGGAUGGGUGUAUUGUCGUCGUUGCCGUUUGAACAUCGAAUGCCCAUGUCAAAAGUAGCAGCGAAGUGGUCAAGCCCACACAAAUGACUCAGAAACAAACAAACAGAACAUCUGGAAGGGAGCAGCAACCAGCAGGAUGUCCAGCACGCGCUUUAGCAAAUGAAGGACGCUUCGAGGAGCCUGACAGUUUGACGGAUAGAACACGAUCAUCGUGUGGGCUGACAAGGUCAGCCAAGGAUACGGGAUCUCCUGCGGGAAUGAACACAUCAGUUGAGGCGAGAGAAUCCGCGGACAAUGGAAGGUCUCAGUCACAAUCGGUGGGGAACAGGUCCCUCUCUGGGGAAGUGAUGGGAUCUGGAAGAGAUAGAACCGCGUCUGUGGGAGGCAAUUCAGGCUCAGGUGCUUCUGAAGGAAUACCGAAGGGGAAGCUGGUUCAGACACUGCCAGUGUUGGUGGCAGGGUCUGUUCCAGGAGUUAGCUCUUUUGGAGAGCAACAUGACAGCGAUGAUUGUGCGGGCGUGCGAACCAUGUCUACAAGUGAAGGGGAUCGCAGCAAUGGAGGGGACUCGAGCACACCGCCCUUGUCAGCAGAUGGUGGGAGGCCUGCGUUUGUGGAAGAUCCUCCAGUUGUUCUUGGUGCUGGCAAGGAAAAAGUGGCUUUGCUUGGAAGUGCUGGUACUUCGGCUCCUAUUGCUGUAGGUGAUGAGCAUCUGUGCGUGCCUGUGCAGACGCCAUCGCAUAACUCUGCUGCCAUGCAGCAGGACUUUCAACGAAGAGUGGCGGCAGGAUCAGCACCGACGUAUGGAUGGACUUCGACUGGAAUGGUCCCUCAGCUUUGCGUGCCAGAGGCGCCUCGGUUUGUAGAGCAUGCAUCGGGGGCAAGUAGUGGUGGGGCUGUGACGUCAGGCAGAGUGUUGGCACGCUUGGCUUCACAGAGUGCUGUGGUCUCACCGGGGCUUGGAAUGCCUCAGGACUUGGCAGGCCUUAUGCAGGGGGUUCAGCCGGCACUGCCUCAUAUGCUGGGGGAAAGAGGAGUUAUGAUCCCUUCUCUGACGCCGCCAGCUCUCAUUUGUCAGAGAAUGGAGCAGGAAAGUGCAGGCUCUGAAGGCAUAACACAGCAGCUGAGCCACCAGCAAGUAAUGCAUCGUGCGGGCUCUCAACAACUCAGUCAUCUCACGGUUGGCAAUCUGACAACUCCGCGGCACCUGUUGAAUCCGAUCCCUGCUGCCCCACCUUUGUCUCAGCAGAUGAUAUCUCCACCCUUUGUGACGCAUCCAUCGACCGAUCACCAUCAACCCAGUUCACCGCACAUGAGCAAGCUGCCCUUGCCCUCAGAGCAGCAUCAGGCUGGUAAACAACUUCCUGAAGUAAGUUCUCCGCUUAUUGAUCGUGAACAGCUUUCUGAGCAAGAAGCCAGCCUGCAUCAUCUGACAAUGCAAUUGAGAGUCCAGCAACAGCAUCACCACCAUUGGGGACGGUUGCAACCCCAGGUAGGGCAGCAGGAUCGAGGGCAAGAGGUGGUCAGAGAAGCCCAGCUACACUUGAUGCAGCAGAGUCAGCGUCAACGUGAAGAAAUCCUGAUGAAGCACUGGCAGCAGGUGCAAGCCCAUGCGCAGCAGCAACAACGAACAAUUCAGCGGCCACCCGCGCAACUCCCAUUGUUAUUGUCACAUCAGGCGCUGAUCGGGCCCGGUCCUGCGAUGCCCAUGCAUGCGUCUGCUCCUCACAUGGGGCAAAUGUUUCAGCGACAGUCAGAUGCACCAGGGGUCCAGUCUUUUUCAAGAAAUGCAUUGGAGCAUUGUGAGAGAAUGAAAGAUGGUGAUGACAAUGGUGGUGAGUAUUACGAUAUUGAUGACGAGGGGGAAGCAGGAGAAAAAGAGGGAAAUGAGAAGGCAGAGAUUGUUGCUUCUGAUGUGGGGAAUCUGAGGCAGUGGAGACAGCAGUCGCAGCAACCUCAGCAACCUCAGCAACCUCAGCAACCUCAGCAACCUCAGCAAGAGGUGCAGCAACCUCAGCAAGAGGUGCAGCAACCUCAGCAAGAGGUGCAGCAACCUCAGCAGCAACUGCAGCAGCCCCAGCUGGUGCGGCAGCGGGCUGAGCGACAGGUGCUGCAGCAGCGGCCUCAGCACCAAGAGCAAGAACAGCAGCCGAGUCACGGUCUCUUCAGUCCUCGUAUAUCCUCUGGUAUCAUUACGGAUGAACAACAUCCAAGUCCGCCAAAGGUCACUGCGCACAACUCUGCAUCUGUAGGGAUGCUGUUGGGGACAAAACCUUUCACAUCCCUCGCUGAGGGACCUGGCGAGUCUAACCGGUGUUUGUUAGGCAGGAUCAAUACGAGGUCCAGGUCUGCUACACUGAGUGUGCAUGGAGAUUUGGGAGAGACGUCAGCAAAAGGUUUGGUGGGAGCGGUGAGAACCUGCUGGGGAGAGAAAGGGAUAGAGUUGAAUGUAAAUGACCAGGAGGCGGGAAGGGAGUGUAGGGAUGACCGGAUGGAACUGCAGAAGAUUGCUGUUGCAGAGAUGAUAAGGCGGGGUAAUGACAGUGUGGAGGUGGAAAUGGCGGCUGUGCCAUCGCAGACCGAGGGUGAUACAGGAUUAGCUAGAGAUAAAAUGAUGGAAUCUGACAAGACGGGCAGAGGAGGUCCGGUUGCUUCAAUGAUUGAGGUUGAAGAGCCCACGCUCAAUGUUGGAGUGGGGGAAUGCAACAGUGAUAUGUGUCUUCGACAGUGGCUCUUGCGGCCAGGAUGGGAGAUUGACCGUGUGGAGAGCCUUCACAUAUUCAAACAGGUCGUCGAGAUGGUGAAGGACGCUCAUUCACAUCAAGUGAUGCUACGGCAUCUGCGCCCAUCGGCGUUUGCCAUCUCCUCUGCUCAUAGAGUCAGUUUGGUGGAGUGUGCAAGCACAUUGGCCAGCAGCUCGGAACGGGGUACUACAGGUUCAGGAGGUUCGUCCAGGGCGUACAGCGGGGAACCGUCAGUGGAAACUAGGAAGGAAUUAACUAUGGUUCAUUCAGUGCGCGAUCCAGUAGAGGGCAGGGCGGGCAUUCUGGCGAUGGCAACGGGUAGUGCAAGAUGUCCAGUUGAAAGUGGGCAAAGGAGGGAAGGAUCGGGAAUAAGAUUAUCGGGAAGAAGUGCUGAAAGAGAGAAAGAAAAUGGAAGAAAGCGUGGAGUAUCAUGGCAGGGAAUCGCAGAAGGAAGCAUGAAGGAAGCCAGGUCAAGGCAUCAAUCCCAGGAAGAGUCUGGCGCAGCGUUCCGAAAACGCUACCGGGAGGUUUGGGAGGUGUCAGGGUCGGAUGGAUCCCAAGAGCUGUUAAGAACAGGAGAUCCGGGAACUCCGAGCGAGGGACGGAGAGGAAAAGAUCUAUCUGGAGGCACUUCAGACGAAGACCAAGACGCAUCUAGCCCGCAUGCAGACAUGGAAGCAUUAGACAUGGCAGAGCAUGGCUGGUACAUGAGUCCAGAGGAAGAAACCGGCUGCCAGCCGUCCCUUGCUUCUGACAUCUAUAGUCUUGGAGUUUUAUUUUUUGAGCUGUUCUGCCCAAUCUCAUGCCCACAGCUGAGAAUGAGAAUUAUGGCACACCUGAGACACAGGAUUCUUCCCCCCUGGUUCCUGUCGGAGCGACCAAAGGAAGCGGCAUUCACGUUAUGGCUUCUGCAUCCUGAACCUGACUCAAGACCAAAAGUCUCAGAGGUUCUCUUAUGCGACUUGCUUACUGAGGUUGAGGAGGCACUGAGAGAGCGCCAGGCUGUCAUCAAGAUUGAGGAGAAGGAAAGUGAACUGGAGGUGCUGCAGAACUUUCUACUGCAUUCUCAGAGAACGAAGCAGAGCCAGGCCUCUCUGCUUGUGGCAGACAUCUCAAGACUAACGGCCGACCUCAACGAAGUACAGUGCCGGCAAAAAUGUCUUCGUCAAUACGGUCCGCAAGCGCUUGACGAGCAAGGUAGUGGGCAUCAGGUAAGACCAGGUAUGGACAGCCACAGAGGGAAUGAAAACGCACAGCAGCUGGGGGGUGCACCACAAGAAGGCGGCGAUGCUGAUGCGCCCUUGGACAGCAAUACCUCUUUCAGCUUUGAAAGGUGGUGUAAUGGCAGUAACAAUGCUGCCACUAAACGACCAAGGGAGGAGGAGGAUGUGGAGGGGGAGAAGUUCAGUCGUGGUGGAAGGCUGGUGACCAAGAGUGCCCGCGUCAUGAGAAACUUCGAGCAUCUCGAGAAAAUUUAUCUGUCAAUGAGGCAAGCAUCAGAACAACAAGGUGGACGCGAUACGGCGGAAGGGAAGGAGGUGGGAUCAGCGGUGGCGGAGCCCAGCAGAGUAUGUCUGAAAGAAUUGGAGCAGAGGCAGCCUGCUGCAGGAGAGGCACCCGUUCUUUCGUCUGCCAAUCAACAACCGGCAGAGGGUCCACUGACGACUGCUCUGACUUCCACGGCUAUCGGUCAGCCACAAUUUGAAGUACAAGAUCGGGAUUGGUUGGGAAGCUUCUUCGAUUGUCUUUGUAAAUUUGCUCGCUACAGUAAGUUUAACGUGAAGGCGACACUGCGACAUGGUGAUCUGCUGAACACAUCCAACAUGGUAUGCUCCAUUAGCUUUGAUAGAGAUGAAGAGUACUUUGCAACCGCCGGAGUUUGCAGGAGGAUUAAGAUCUUCGAAUACAACACAGUCGUUAAUGAUCGUGUGGACAUUCACUACCCUGUUGCUGAGAUGGCAUCAACUUCAAAAUUGAGCUGCAUCUGCUGGAACAGCUACAUCAAGUCAAGGUUAGCGUCUAGUGACUACAGUGGGAUUCUACAGAUCUGGGAUGUAUACACGGGCGAACCGUUGAUGGAGUACACGGAGCAUUUGAAAUGUGCUUGGUCUGUUGACUUCUCGAGGGGUGACCCGAUGAAGUUUGCGAGUGCAAGCGAUGAUGGCAGUGUGAAGCUAUGGUCGAUAAACCAGGAAUCUAGCUUAACGACUAUCAAGUCGGACAAAGGUAUGCCGGUGUGCUGUGUGCAAUUCCCAACGGAGUCCUCGAACACGAUUGCAUUUGGUGCCGCCAACUACAAAGUGUACUGCUAUGAUUUACGUAAUAUCAGGGCGCCAUUGUCGGUUCUAAGCGGGCAUCAGAAGGCUGUUAGCUACGUUAGGUAUCUUGAUUCGCACACAAUUAUCUCUGCAUCUACGGACAAUACGCUUAAGCAAUGGGACAUGAGACGACCGGCAUCCGAGGCCUGUGUUCUGACGUACACUGGGCACUACAAUGAGAAGAAUUUCGUCGGGUUGGCGGUGGUGGAUGGCUACAUCGCUUGCGGCUCAGAAACGAAUGCGGUUUAUGCGUAUCAGCGGUCUCUGCCCGUUCCGAUGGCGUCGCACAUGUUCCAAGGGAUCGAUCCUGUGACUGGUCAGGAGACGGAGGAUGAUGCAGGCCAGUUUGUGAGUAGUGUAUGCUGGGGUGACCGAACUCAGACGCUCAUUGCCGCGAACUCUGUGGGGAACAUCAAGAUUCUUGAGCUUGUGUAGUUUGCUGUAUGAGGAGAGAGAUGCGUAUUAGAAUCGGAUGCUGAAAUGCUGGUUGGCGUAAACCUUUGUCCUUGCUCAGCGGGGACACGUUUGGAAUUGGGAUGUUUGUCCAUUUUGGUCGAGUUUUAUGCUUGCUUGUUUAGUGAAAUUUCAAUGCGCCCCGCGACCGUUAUGCCCGAGAGAACCAAUUCCGGAUCCGUGUGUACGUUUGGAUGAUAUGUCCGAUGCUUCUGCUGAGAUCUUGCUCUCCAAGCCCUUUUGCCCAUCUACCUCAUCUUGAAAGCUGUCAUUUUUGUCGAAGCACGGAGCGGAGCUACUACCAGUUUCAGCGUUCAUUGACGACCGGCUCUCUCUGGCUGUGCUUUUCCUAUUUCACGAGUUUGGAAGUGCGAUCAGCACUACCACGAAUGACUUGACGCUCUGUAAGGAGGCGCCCAAGUGACGAGUGAAGUUUAACCCGGCAGUACAUUUACCACGAGGCACUCACUGGCAGUACAUACGGUCACCAGAAGGCUAACCAUAGUUACCACGGUGGCUAACCAUAGUUACCACGGUGGCUAACCGUACUUACCGCGGUAAUUACCGUCCCUGGUCAUGCAUUUUCCAUUGUUACGAAUAGCUGGACGCCACUUCACCAAUGUCUGUCUGUAUUCUGUGAAGCAGCAGGGCUGUUUCAUCCACUCUAUGUCACGCCAGUUCAGUUGAAUUUACUGAUGUUCCAUAAAGGUAGCAGAGAGGCUAUUUUUGACUUCUGCAUGGGCGACAACAAGCAGGAGGGGGGGGGUAGGGGAUUAGCAAGAUAAGCCGGGGCCGGGCUGUGACUGGUCCGUGAGGUGGAUGUGGCUGUGUAGUGCGAUGAGGUCCUGACCUGUGAUCUGGAAAGCGUCACUGUGUGAGAAGGGCUGUGUGUUUGCUACUUAUCACCACCUGGUGAUAGCGAUUGCUCGUCUGGCAGUUAUGGGAUAUUACCCCGGCCGACUUACGGCUGGCCACGAGGUAGCCAGCAUGCCGCAAGCCAUCAACAUAG
Messenger RNA from Chara braunii, 6692 nucleotides. The record is from the annotation of a GenBank genome assembly. Lineage: Eukaryota; Viridiplantae; Streptophyta; Charophyceae; Charales; Characeae.